Messenger RNA from Pelobates fuscus (common spadefoot toad), 1388 nucleotides. Its product is annotated as beta-1,3-galactosyltransferase 5-like. Gene Ontology annotation, molecular function: N-acetyl-beta-D-glucosaminide beta-(1,3)-galactosyltransferase activity. Bases 355 to 1377 code for a protein of 340 amino acids. The transcript is spliced from 4 exons. The record is from RefSeq and is a predicted model, not a curated record. Gene Ontology annotation, cellular component: endoplasmic reticulum; Golgi membrane. Lineage: Eukaryota; Metazoa; Chordata; Amphibia; Anura; Pelobatidae.
CUUCCCCUCCCAGGGCGGUGACAAUUGUUAAAGACACUUUAUAGACAAUCCCUUAUGUCCCUUAUAUCACUGGAGCAGCUACUGUUGGGAUCCUGGACCAUUUAUUUUCUACGGGGAAGCAUUUAUUAUUUUUUAUUGUCUUCAUUUUUCUAUGACUACAAAUCCCAAAGUGGGAUCUAGGAUUCCUUUCUCUGCCUGAAAACACUGGGGGUGAAGCACAUUUGAAAGCUCCUAAAGGCAAAUAUGUAGACAGGCAUGUUCUCUCAUAUACAAACUGGAAAUUUUCCUUUGGCGAGAGAUGUUCUAAGGACAACCACCUCCUCCUUAUAACCCACGCUGGAACACUAGGCUCUGAUGCUGGGAUCAACACUACUGGCAAUAACAGAUUUAGCACAGGAUAUAAGGUGCACAAUAAAAAUGGUACCUAGAAGAAAAGUGAUUGUUGUCAUAGCACUAAUGUGUACAUGUCUUGUGUUUUUGGGGAUUUUCGUGGAGGUACAAUUUUUGAAUGUCUGCACCAUUUGCUAUCAAAGAGAUUCAUAUUAUAACAUCAGCCUUGAACGUAAUGAGACAUUUUUCACUCUUUUACCAAAUAUAAACUGCAAAAAGAAUCCACCUUUUCUGGUUCUGCUAAUAACCAGCACCCGUGAUCAACAAGCUGCACGAAUGGCAAUCCGACAAUCAUGGGGAAAGCCGAGAACAAUCCAAAAACAAAAUGUGGUUGCCUUCUUUCUUCUGGGUUCCAGUGUGAUAAGGCAACAUGAAGACCAAGCCAAUCUUGUUGACGAACACAAUAUAUAUAAUGAUAUUAUUCAGAGGGAUUUUAUUGAUGCAUAUUACAAUCUAACUCUUAAAACUGUUAUGGGUCUUGACUGGAUUCAUCAUUUUUGUCCAGAAACAACAUUUGUGAUGAAGACAGAUACAGAUAUGUUUGUGAAUACAAUAUAUCUUGUCGACUUGCUUCUACGGAAAAAAUCAACAACAAACCUUUUUACUGGUUUCUUAAAACCAGAUGAAUAUCCUAUACGUAACAUUUUUAGCAAGUGGUAUGUAAGUAGACUUGAAUAUCCUUAUUACAAAUAUCCACCAUUUUGUUCAGGGACGGGUUACGUAUUUUCUGUAGAUGUGGCACUGAAGAUCAUCAACAUGACAUCAAUUGUACCAUUCUUUAAACUAGAGGACGUCUAUGUAGGACUAUGCUUGGACAAACUUAAAAUACCUUUACAGGAGCUUCAUACCAAGCAAACCUUCUUUCCCGAACGGGUGUCUUUUUCAGUGUGCAACUACCGAAAUAUCGUAACUUCCCAUGGAGUACAACCGAAAGACAUUCUACUUUAUUGGGAAGCCAUGGAGUGGUCAGAAACUGAAAAAUGCUAAAAAAAAAAAAA